AUGGCACUCUUGUUAAAGGAAAAAAUAGACGAAGGAAUAAAAUCGGUGAUGAGUGACGGUAGUCGGUGGUGGUGGGUGGUGAUAGGUGGCAAUGGUAGCGAUGGUCGGAGGUCGUGGCAGUGGGUGCCGGCGGCGGGUGGUGGCGGGGGCAGAGGUAGGUGGUGGCGACGACAAUGGUGGUGGGUGACGGGGACGGUGGUGGGUGACGGCGACGGUGGUGGUCGGUGGUGGAGGUGGGUGGUGGCUGGCGGCGGAGGCGGGGGUAGGUGGCAGCUGUGGCGCGAUGGUGUCAGGGGUGGUAGGUGGUGGCGAGUGACAGCGGGGGCGGAGGUGUGGAUGGUGGGUGACGGUUGGUAG
Molecule: messenger RNA, 357 nt
Organism: Helianthus annuus (common sunflower)
Lineage: Eukaryota; Viridiplantae; Streptophyta; Magnoliopsida; Asterales; Asteraceae
Product: protein FAM98B-like
Exons: 2
Coding region: 1-357 (118 amino acids)
Source: RefSeq, a predicted model, not a curated record